AUUUAUACAGCAAGCCUUUGAUGUCCCCCAUCACCCCCACAGUGCAGUGUAAGCACUUCUCUAUCUCGUGCUCUGCCAGCACUGCCAGCCCAGAAUAUCUCCCUCAGCACCCUGCGCUUUGAGUGUGUGUGUGUACUGACUGUAGAUAUUACCCAAGAAGCCCCAACAAUGCUGCAAUAUAUGAGGGCAUUGUAAGAGCAAACUGGGGAGUGGGGGGAUAGAUGGAUGAGGGGUGGAGGUGGUGCAUGAGUAAUGAGCGGCUGAUUGUCAAAAAACAAAGAUGACCCUUUUAUAUAAUUCCCAACACUAAUGGGGGUGAAUCUAAACUCGGGUUUGGGUGUCAAACAGAGGUCAAUAACGAAUUAGGUCGUGUCAGUUGAACCCAGCAUGGAGUUUUGAUCACUUGCAGGUCCAAGCUACGCAGGCAUGAACCCAGAUAUGCAAAAGUAUAAAAACUAAUUUAGAAUUACAGCAGUUUUGUGUCAUUGUUUGUAUGUAUAUGUAUGCAUGUGUGUGUUUGUGGAAACUGCAGUUCUGUGGGGUGUGUCUAUGCUAGUUAACCACGGCCUACUGUCUAUAUUUAGCCUGAAACCCUCUCCUUUUCCCCCUGUGUUCCCCUGUGUGACCCUCACUGAGUACUGCAGGCAUUCCCAUAUCAGAGCAGAGAGAGACGGAGCUGCCUCGCAGAGAGAAAGACGGGGAGAGUUUCUGUUGGGUAGCUGCAUGCAUUUCGUGUGGCAGUUUACAAGUAGAGAGACAAUGGGCACUGAGCUGUAAUCUUGUUAUCCACAUAUGCAGGACAAUGAGUGUAUCUAGUGGCUCUUUGAUAGUCUCUCUUUCUGUGGUGUAACUAUGGAGGAUGCCGAGUUGGUAAUACGGUUGCCAGGGCGGUCUGACUCCCCCGUGGGCAACAGAAAUUUCAAUGCGGGCGCCGGGUUUGGCGAAACGUUGGUGUUGCGGCACAAAGAGGUUCACCACUUCUUUUUCGUCCCCUUCAGGGAGCAGCCCAUCUACAGCACGAGGGCCCACGUCUUCCAGAUCGAUCCCAACACCAAGAAGAACUGGCUGCCAACCAGCAAGCAUGCCGUCACCGUCUCCUACUUCUACGACAGCACGCGCAACGUCUACCGCAUCAUCAGCCUGGACGGCACCAAGGCAAUAAUCAACAGCACCAUCAGUCCCAACAUGACUUUCACAAAGACCUCACAGAAGUUUGGCCAGUGGGCGGACAGUCGAGCAAACACCGUCUACGGAUUGGGAUUCUCGACUGAGCAUCAUCUAUCCAAGUUUGCAGAGAAGUUUGCAGAGUAUAAAGAAGCAGCACGGCUCGCUAAGGAGAAGAGUCAAGAAAAGAUGGAGAUGGCCACGUCUCCUUCUCAGGAGUCUCCGGGAGGCGAACUCUCAUCGCCUUUGACUCCCGUGACUCCUCCGAUGGAAAACAUCAACGGCACAGAUGAGAUCUGUGACACGACUCCGAACUCAGACAGCCGUCCAGAGCCAUCGCAGAACGCACUGGCCUUCGCACACAGCCCGGCCAUGACAAAACACUGGGAGGCUGAGCUGGAGGCACUAAAGGGGAACAAUGCCAAGCUAACGGCAGCUCUGCUGGAGUCCACAGCCAAUGUCAAACAGUGGAAACAGCAACUGGCUGCCUACCAGGAAGAGGCAGAGAGACUACACAAACGGGUGACGGAGCUGGAGUGCCAGAGCAACCAAACCCCGGUGAUCAAAUCCCAGAAGACUGAGCUGAACCAAACCAUAGAGGAAUUAGAGAAUACACUAAGAGAUAAAGAGGAGGAAAUGGAAAAGUUGAAAGAAGAAUUAGAAACCAUGAAUGACCUGAUGGAGCAGAAAGACACGCUUACCCAGAAACUGGAGGAGACGGAGCUUCGCAGUCGGGUUCUGGAGGAGCAGCUGGCCGGUGCCGAGCAGCGGCUGGAGGAGAACCAGGAGGAGCAGGAGAAUUUUAGGAAGAGCCUGCGGACGCUGCUGGAGCUGCUGGACGGCAAGAUCUUUGAGCUGACGGAGCUCAGAGACACCUUGGCUCGGCUCAUAGAGGAGGCCAGCUAGAGAUGGAGAUGCCAAAUUCCCACAAACAGAGCCAUAUGAUAAUUCACACUCUGACGCCCCACGACUCACCCACAACCAAUCCUGCCCGCCUCCUUCUUCAAACAAUCUACACACAUUGAAACUGAGACACAGCACUGCCCAACGUUCACACUUUGCUCACAAAGGGCAGCUGAUUCCCCAGUUUUUACCCAGCAGGCAUCAAGUUCCUACCGACCGCUGGCACUCCUGUAGAUCAAGACGACGCAGGGACUACCUCAGCUUGCCUUCUGAUUGGCUGGUGUAGGCAUCACCUCGGUUGAACUGGUCGAUCCGUUUGUAGAGACGCCUGCUGUGGCUCACUGCAACUGCCCACCCACCCACACUUCCACCCACACAUACACCCACACACACUCUCACAAAGAGUUAACUUGAGAACUGUGCCUCAGUGCCACCUACUGUUUGACUUGGAGAGCUGCAGCAUCACAAUGUCGCUCACACACACACACACACACACACACACACACACACACACACACACACACACACACACCCUUUUCUUCCUCUCUAAACUGCCCCCCCAAGGGGAAUGUUGAAAGUCAUGUGGAAAUAAUUGCUGUUAAGACUCAGAGAACUGCGCCAAAGCUGCCAAAUCCCCCGAAAAUAUUGUCCUCUAACUAGCAGAUGCUUUGAUCCAAAGUGACUUACUGUACAGAGAAGAGCUGAACAGACGAACCCACGUUUGAGCUCGGCCUGCCAGAGGAGCAUUGCUGGGAAUUAAAGGACGGCUCUCAGUAAACCAGUCGGUCUUACCUGUUGGCCUGGAUGAACACACGGGGCUGCUGGGAAAUGGAGUUUAGCUAAAUGAAAGACUUUAUGUGUAUAUCCACAGCAGAUUUAAAAUCCUAUAUGAUAGAUGAAUAUUGAAUCUUUCCGAGGCGUUAUUCAUGCCACACAGAAAUUUUAGACAACACGAUCCCAACGCUACAUUUGACACGAGAAUUCCUGCAUCCAGACUGCUUCCGGCAUCACAGACGUCUGACCUGUCUUCCUGCCAAAACUCAGUGUGGUGUGUGUUCCCGAACGAGGCCUGACGUAACGUGUGCCUUGAAAAGCACACAAAAGUGGACACGUUUGUAUAUAAAAAUGUGUGUGUGUGUGCGUUUUGUGCUGUGAGAGAAAGACCCUGCUUUUGGACAACAAGGCCUACACAAACACCUGAACACACACUCCCUCCCACCCUCUCACACACACACAGACACACACACACUGAGCAAUACCAGACAGGCCCUAUACGACACCUCUAUCCAACUCUAUCAGGUACUCUACUCAGUGGACUCAUGCAGAUAGGUCAAAUGCAACUAAGCUGAUCCCCCCACCGUCCAACAGAAAGUGUACUACUGUUGACCGUAAAACUGUGUGGCAGCCCUGUCUGGUCGAAGUAGUGCAUCGUGAAGGGCUUAUAGAGUGUCAUCUCCGUAUUCGUAGAAAUCCACACCCUCAGUCAAACUGGCCACAGAUUUUUCACUCCUCACAGGUGAAUCCAGAACUGUACUCAGUUUCUAUAGUUUUUUUUUUUUACACAGGAUAUAAUACUGACGAUACAAUUAUAGAACUGUAUAAGACAACUUUCUACUCAUGACAGCAUUGUAAAUGAAUGGAUGAACAACUCAAAUGCAGUAACACCCUGCAGUGGCUUAUUGUUGUGUAUUAACCCACGAGUAUCUAGUCUGUAGGUAAGCAAUGAGAACCUCCUCUGUGUAUUGAAAAUGCGUAACAACACAAUGUAAACACAGUGUUUUACACAUUCUGUACCAAAACAUUCACCUGCUGUAUAAAGCAGAUCUUGUGCCGGUAAAAUCCUGAAUUCCAAGUCAAUUUCUAAAAAGCUCUACCUUCACGAGGUGCUACCUAUCUUAUAUUUCAGUUGAGCACCCUGUUUGCACUGUGUUAUUACACUGCUGUAACCCCAUUAUAUGUCAAGAUUUGCAUUUAGUAUUAGCACAGUAUAUUAUAAUUAUUUUCUGUAGUUAGCUACACAGGUUAAUACACUGGAAUAAGACUCAUGUAAAGGGAAAUGUUACCUUUUUUUUUUUCUUUCUGGUUUAACUUUGACAGUCGAGUGACAGAGAUGGAAAACCUUCAUAUUAAUGCUAUUGUUAAUGAAUGCCUUUGUACAGUAGUGGAUAAGAAGCUUUUCAUUCUCCUGUUUUGUAACUUAUGGUAUUUAAAUGUAGGUAUUAUUAUUGUAUUUAGAGGUAUGAGAAGACUGGCAAUAUUUUUGACUAUUUAAAGUAAUUUUGAACUCAUGAUAUUAAAGAGGUACCUCAGGCUAAUGAUGUUCGUAGAUUGGUGAGACUUGUGUGCUUGCAGGUGAAAGGAUUUAGCAAAAUGCUGGUGAAAAAAAAAUACGAUCAGGAGACACACCUGUUGGUGCUUCAGCCAAACUAAAUCCUUUGUUGAAUUCAAACAAAGACAGCCCCACCAGGCUGAGAACACACCUCUGUGAACUGAGAAAAUGCUAUGUUUUAUAUUCAAAUACAGUGACCGCAGAAUUCA
Messenger RNA from Acanthochromis polyacanthus (spiny chromis), 4605 nucleotides. It is a transcript of the gene homer1b, whose product is annotated as homer scaffold protein 1b. The record is from RefSeq and is a predicted model, not a curated record. Gene Ontology annotation, biological process: regulation of store-operated calcium entry; G protein-coupled glutamate receptor signaling pathway. Gene Ontology annotation, molecular function: G protein-coupled glutamate receptor binding. The transcript is spliced from 8 exons. NCBI's taxonomy places the organism in Eukaryota, Metazoa, Chordata, Actinopteri, Pomacentridae. Bases 853 to 2070 code for a protein of 405 amino acids. Gene Ontology annotation, cellular component: cytoplasm; postsynaptic density; dendrite.